Molecule: messenger RNA, 2145 nt
Organism: Cotesia congregata
Lineage: Eukaryota; Metazoa; Arthropoda; Insecta; Hymenoptera; Braconidae
Source: the annotation of a GenBank genome assembly
AUGGGUAAAACAAGAGGAGUACAUGAAACAACUCCAGAGCUGAGAAAUCGUAUGGUUGGAAUAACAGUAAAGAGAUGGUUGAAUCGUUUUGAUAAAGAAGGAACAGUAGAAACUAGAGAAAGAUGCGGUAGAAAAAGAGCGACAACUACUGAACAAGAUGCAGCGAUCGUAAGACUAGCAACACAAACACCAAUCACAGCAGCUAAAGCAGUUCUUCCAGCUUUGGGGCUGACUUGUUCGGUGGAUACGAUCAGAGAGAGACUUCAUAAAGCUGGAAUUCAUAAUUGGAGUCCAUCCAGAAAACAUAUUCAGAAGAUUCCUCUUGGAGACGUGGAUGGAGCUGCUAUUCAGCAGGCAGUGUGGCGUCCUACAGGCACUUCAUUGGGUAAAAAGAAGAGCCAGAAACCCGAUGAAAGUGUUAAAAAAUCUGGAGCUGUUAUUAAAAGGAAAGUUUUAAAAAGAAGAGCCAAGCCUGCAAGUAAUAAUACUGAUACUGAAGAAUCUGCAGCAUCAAAACAGUCGCAAACUGAAGAACCGCAGCAGUUACAGCAACAAGAUCAGUUGAAUUCAUCUUUUAACUUCCAGCCGGACAAUUUUAAUCAAGUACAACCUCGGAGCGAUGAAAGUCCUCAAAUGCAAGCCCCCUCGCUCAUGAAUAGUCAACCGGAGUUCAACAGCGCCCUCAGUCUAGUAGUCUCACCUCAAUCAAUGUAUCAGCACCACUCUGGCGUGGACGUGACGCAAAACUGGCCUCUGGAUUUAGGGCAAAAUCCACACCAUUAUCCUCAAAGUCAGCCUCAAAGUGUUGCUCUUCAUCAGCCGUCUUCCCAGCAACAUCUUCAGGAGCUUCACACACCCCAAGAACAAGAGCAGCGCGCACACGAGCAACAUAUGCAAGAACACAACCAGUCUAUCCAACAGCUUCACCAUCAUCAACCUCAGCACCAUCUCCAUCAUCAUCCCUUCGAUGAGCCACAUCAUCAGCUAGACCAAAUUCAGUCUCAGCUAUCGCUGGAGCCUAUCAGAGAGCCCAGCAAAGUGGUGCGCUCGAAUAGCUGCUCGAAUUCAAGCAUCGAUAAUAGUUCUGACGGCGAUGGCGAGCUGAAUAAUAAAGAUGACUACGACCACAGUCGCUCGAGGAAAAAGAAAGGAGGCAAAGCCAAAGGGACGCUUGAAACUUCCGUUGAAAUUCGAAAUAGAAUGAUUGGAAUGUCCGAGGCUGGGUUGUCUACACUCUCAAUCGCUUUGGCGAUAAACAGAUCUGAAAGGACCGUCAAAAGGUGGCUGGAACGUUGGAACAAAGAAGGCAAUGUCCAGACAAAGGAGAGAAAAGGACGCAGAAGAAUUACAACCAAAGAGCAAGAUGAGGCAAUUGUUGCAAUGGCUACACAGAAUCCACUGACUGCAGCUAAACACGUCGCUCCGGCUCUCGGUUUGAAUUGCAGCGUUGAUACUGUACGGGAGAGGUUACACAAAGCUGGAAUUCACAGUUGGAAGCUGGGUAAAAAGCAGGGUGAAGGUAAUGUUGUGCAUACUGUUCAUCUUUGGCAGCCCAGCGGCAACCGACCCAACAAACUAAAAAUAACGAAUAACGAUAGCAAUGAGAGGAAAAAGAAAGGAUUGGUUAAAAAAGUCAAUGGUGGGUCUAGUAAUGUUAAACGUACGUCGAAUAAUAAUAAUUAUAAAAAGAAGAAGAAAAAGACUGAUGAAGGACCAAAAAAUUUAACAACAACUACCGGCAGCGUUGUUCAAGAGCAAAAUCAAAUUCAGCAGUACCAUGACAAUGGUGGUAUGACUUAUCCUUCGGCGCAAAGUAUCAUGCAGCCGGUUCAUGUUUCUCAAGCUCAAUCGUUAGUACCUCAACAACCACCAAUUCCUGCUCCACUUGUUUCUAUUCCUCCUCCACCUCCUCCUCCUCCUCCUCCUCCUAUUGCUUCUGUGCUUCCUCCGGCAACAUCUGUUCCUCAUUCGAUGCAACCACUGGGCUCUAUUAUGCAACGACCUGAUUGCCGCAUGAUUUCAUCUAUUCCUAAUACACAAAAUUCCGGCAUGAUUGGCUACUCCUCCUGUAUGAUUGGUAAUAACAAUCACAUGGAUCAUCAGCCUGAUCCACUUAAUUAUGAGCCGUUUAUUUGGACAUUUUAA